This is a messenger RNA of Carya illinoinensis, 2577 nucleotides long. RefSeq names its product cytochrome P450 89A2-like. NCBI's taxonomy places the organism in Eukaryota, Viridiplantae, Streptophyta, Magnoliopsida, Fagales, Juglandaceae. Bases 752 to 2326 code for a protein of 524 amino acids. The record is from RefSeq and is a predicted model, not a curated record. The transcript has a single exon. Gene Ontology annotation, molecular function: heme binding; oxidoreductase activity, acting on paired donors, with incorporation or reduction of molecular oxygen, NAD(P)H as one donor, and incorporation of one atom of oxygen; iron ion binding. Gene Ontology annotation, cellular component: membrane.
AACUAUCAAAACCGACAAGAAGUUCUUCACAAGUAGUCGGCUAUGCAGGAAAACACCCAAUAAUAGGGAUAAAAGGAGUGGACAGCAGUAGAGACGAGGAAAAUGGACAUAAGUCAAACCGUUUCGAUCAAAGACCCAGUUACCUCGCAGACUGUGGUUCUUCUAGAAGAUGAUGGCAAAGAUUUGAGGGAUCAAUGUCCCCGGCAAUUCCUAGCAAUUGCAGAGCCCUGGAAUUAGACAAAUCCUGGCCGUUCAUUCGAAGAUCAAGGGCCAGUGACCACCACUACGGCCUCGUUCGUCACUAUGCCUCAUUCCUGAGCAAGUACCUCUCUCAUCACUCUGUUUCCUUUCUUCGGGUUUCAUCAACCCUUGCAAAUGGAGAUUGAUCUCUAUUCUAUUCUCUCUCCUUAUAAAGAGUAAAGACAAUAACGUUAAUCUCACCGUUGGCGUGAUUUUUCUUCUUUUUCACAAAGAAUCAUGCUAAUCGCGACGUCGUAUACGAAACUCACACGGAUCGUUGAUGUGACAAGAUUCACAGAAAUCAGAUUUCUAUGAGUGAGGGUCUGCUAAAAUCCGUUUUUUGCAUUGAGCUGAAUUGAAAUUUGGACGUAUUAUUCGCCCAGAAAACUGGUGUGAGUUGUUCUGAGUUCCAUUUGCGUUGUACUUCUUUCCUGUAUAUGUACACCGUUGCCACACAAAAUUGGUCGAAUACUGAACUGAACAGAGCAUAAUCUUAUCGUUGAGGUCGAUAAUGGAGACCUGGUUCAUCAUCAUCGUCUCCCUCUGUAUCGCAGCCCUUCUUAACCUUCUCGUCUUCAAGAAAUCCUCCGGAAAAAAGCAGCUCCCUCCCGGACCCUUCAACAUACCCAUCAUCGGCAACUUCUGUUUGCUUCGCAGGUCCUUCUCCGAGCUCGAGCCCAUACUCCGCAACCUCCACACCAAGUAUGGCCCCAUCGUUACUCUGCAUAUCGGCUCCCGUCUGGCUGUCUUCAUCGCCAACCGCUCUAUCGCCCACCAAGCCCUGGUCCAGAACGGCGCCGUCUUCGCUGAUCGCCCCCCCGCCCUCCCCACUGGCAAGAUCCUCUCCAGCAACCAGUGCAACAUCAGCUCCUCCUUCUACGGACCAACGUGGCGACUUUUCCGCCGAAACCUCACCUCCGAGAUUCUCCACCCUUCGCGUGUCAAGUCCUACUCUCGCGCGCGCAAGUGGGUAUUGGACAUCCUUCUCAACCGCCUUGAAUCUCACUCCACGACCGAAUCAGGCUUGGUUAACCCCGUCCGCCUGAUUGAGCACUUCCAAUACGCUAUGUUUUGCCUGCUGGUUCUAAUGUGCUUCGGGGACAAGCUCCUCGAGACCCAGAUAAAAGAAAUCGAAGCCAUCCAGCGUCGCCUGCUUUUAAGCUUGGGUCGCUUUAACAUGCUCAAUUUCUGGCCGAGGCUUGGAAAGAUACUAUUCCGCAAGCGUUGGGAAGAGUUGUUCAACCUUCGGAGAGACCAGAAUGCGAUACUAGGGCCUUUGAUAGAAGCGAGGAAGAGAGUGAAGCAAGAGAGGCUAAGCAAGGCAAAAGAGGAGGCCCCCCUGGAAGAUAAUGGUGAUAAUGAGUUUGUGGUGUCGUACGUGGAUACUUUGUUGGAUUUGGAGUUGCCGGAGGGGAAGAGGAAGCUUAGCGCGGAGGAGAUGGUCAGCUUGUGCUCGGAGUUUCUCAACGCGGGCACGGAUACAACGUCCACGGCGUUACAGUGGAUCAUGGCGAAUUUGGUGAAAUACCCCCAUGUCCAAGAGAAGCUUUGGGCAGAGAUAAAAGGGGUCGUCGGAGGGCAUGCAGGAAAGGAGGUGAAGGAAGAGGAUUUGCACAAGAUGCCGUACUUGAAGGCAGUGGUUUUGGAGGGCUUAAGGCGUCACCCACCAGCGCACUUCGUGUUGCCACAUGCUGUGACGGAGGAUGUCGUGUUGGAAGGCUACUCGGUGCCCAAGAAUGCCACUUUGAAUUUCAUGGUGUCAGAAAUGGGCUGGGACCAGAAGGUGUGGGAAGAUCCCAUGGCGUUCAAGCCAGAGAGAUUCUUGAGAGGUAGUGAUGGAGGAGGAGGGGAAGUGUUUGAUAUAACGGGAAGCAGGGAGAUUAAGAUGAUGCCGUUUGGGGCUGGGAGGAGGAUCUGUCCUGGCCUUGGUUUGGCAAUGCUUCAUUUGGAGUACUUUGUUGCCAAUUUAGUACGGAAUUUUCAGUGGAAGGCUGUGAAUGGUGAUGAUGUUGAUUUGUCAGAGAAGCAGGAGUUCACUAUGGUGAUGAAGGAUCCACUGAAGGCCAAUCUAUUUCCCAGAUUGUGAAUGGUUAGCUUUAAUUUUCUUAUGUUAAAAACGUGAAGACUUGAAUCUGUAGUUAAGAUAUCAAUGUUGGCCCUUUCUCUGCUAUUUACUGGAUGGAUGCCCCUGUAUCUCUAUGGUCCACUGUUUGUAUGUAAAGGCAACAAUUUGUUGGUUUAUUUCUCCAUUAACAUUGCUACGUGAGUGAGAUAAGUAAAAUUCGGAGGUGCAAUUUUGAUCUAUGUGAGAUCAAGAUUGCAAACUGUUGAGACUUA